GAGACUUCUACGAGAUGCAAAUAGCAGCGAUAAAGCUGCGAAGAAAGGACCCGAAGCUAAUAACAAAGCGGGAACUGUCAUAAUACUUAAUGUUGUAUAAGUGUAUGAAUUAUAACGCUUUUGUAAGCUGCGUAACAGAUGAUGGAUUUGACGUGUAAAAUCGUGUUGCUUGCUUUGAUCACAGCUCAGUGUGCUCGCGCAUCACCGCCGAAUUUUGUGCUGCUUUUCGCCGAUGAUUUGGGUUACGGUGAUCUGGGGUGUUUUGGACACCCGAGCUCUCUCACUCCGAAUCUAGACAGACUAGCGGCGAAAGGGCUGCGUUUUACCGACUUCUACGUCACGAGUCCCGUGUGCAGCCCCUCCAGGGCAGCCUUGCUGACAGGUCGCUUCCAGACUCGUUCCGGCAUCUAUCCGGGUGUGCUCUAUCCGGGCUCAAGAGGGGGUCUCCCACUCAACGAGACCACUAUCGCAGAGGUCCUGAAGGCUCAGGGUUACACAACAGCCAUGAUCGGAAAAUGGCACCUGGGCGUUGGACUUAAUGGCACUUUCCUACCCACCAGACAGGGCUUUGACAAUUAUCUUGGAAUCCCAUACUCGCAUGACCAGGGUCCCUGUCAGAAUCUCACCUGCUUUCCUCCAAAUGUGAAGUGCUAUGGCCUCUGUGAUCAGGGUGUGGUAACUGUGCCUCUCAUGUUUAAUGAGAUUAUCAAGCAGCAGCCCGCAGAUUUCCUGCAGCUUGAGAAGGCCUACAGCGAAUUUGCGUCUCAGUUCAUUAAUGAUGCCAUCCUAAAUAAGAGCCCCUUCUUCUUGUACUAUCCUUCACAUCACACACACUACCCUCAGUAUGCAGGUGCGGACUAUGCAGGUAAGUCAUCCCGUGGGCCGUUCGGUGAUGCUUUGAUGGAGUUUGAUGGCACAGUGGGGAAGAUUCUGCAAACUCUGGAGGAGACAGGUGUGAUCAACAAUACUCUCAUCUUCUUCACUGGUGACAACGGGCCAGAGCUAAUGCGGAAGUCGCGUGGGGGAAACGCAGGACUGAUGAAAUGUGGCAAAGGCACGACUUACGAAGGAGGAAUGAGAGAGCCGGCCAUCGCAUAUUGGCCUGGAUUCAUUCAACCAGGUGUCACCCGUGCUCUGGCCAGCUCUUUGGACAUUCUGCCCACCUUUGCCAAACUGGCUGGGGCUCCAUUACCCGAGGUGCAGCUGGACGGGGUGGACAUGAUAGACAUCCUGUUCAAUAAAGGACCGAGUAAAAGACAGACCAUGUUUUACUACCCCACUGAUCCAAGUAAGAAGUAUAGCGUGUUUGCAGUGAGAUGGAAAAAUUUCAAAGCCCAUUACUAUACACGGGGCGCAGCUCACAGUGAGACCACCCCAGACAACAACUGCUCAUUACUGGCAUUCCUCAAGUAUCAUGAUCCUCCUUUACUAUUUAACCUGGAGGCAGACCCCUCAGAAAAUUAUAACCUUGAUGGUACUGAAUGGGACCCUGUGCUCAAGCAAAUUCAGACCAUCAAGGAGCAGUUUGAGGCUUCUAUGGUGUUUGGUGAAAGUCAGAUUGCCAAAGGGAAAGACUCUGCACUCGAGCCCUGCUGCACUCCAAAUUGCACCCCUAAACCCGAAUGCUGCCGCUGCACUUAAGCACUUUAAUGGAAAGCGGCAGCCAGCCGGAACACUGUCGAAUCCCAGCACGACCACGAAAAUAUGAUUUUAUAAUAGAUUUUUUUAGGUAAUAUGUAAUCUGAUUUUAUAAAAUUGGUAUCAAAAAAAGUAUAUCAGCUGGUGUGGGUGAUAUACCAGCUGGUAUACCAGGCCUGCAAGAACAGGUUUGGCGAAGUGACCUCCAUCCAGAGGACUGACCAAA
Rhinichthys klamathensis goyatoka is the source of this 1864-nucleotide messenger RNA. It is a transcript of the gene arsa, whose product is annotated as arylsulfatase A. Gene Ontology annotation, molecular function: arylsulfatase activity. The transcript is spliced from 8 exons. Bases 139 to 1641 code for a protein of 500 amino acids. Lineage: Eukaryota; Metazoa; Chordata; Actinopteri; Cypriniformes; Leuciscidae. The record is from RefSeq and is a predicted model, not a curated record.